GGUCGAAUUUUCGGCGAAAUUAAUGAAUUAAUUAAAACAAUAAUUAAUUAUUUAAUUAAAAAAUGGUUUCUUUUGUUUUUGUCGUGUUUUUCUUGACUUUCGAUUUAAUUGAUCCAACAGUGCGAUCAGAUCCACUUCCGUGUGCGACUUGUGGUAAAGGAAAAGACAAGACAUCAGAAGAAUCGGAAUUUCUUCCGCCUUUAGAUCCGAAAAUCGAAUUUCAAGACAGAAAAAACAAUUUGAAUGCGAAUUCAUAUUUCAAUUCCAAGAACUUUAAUCCGAUUCAAUCGUAUUCGACUGGCCUUGGUCACUUUGACCACUUUGACCAAUCGGGUGAGUCCGGCCACUCCGGUCACUCCGUUUGGCCAUUGGUCGUCACAAAGAACGUCCGUCUGCCCCCUCCCGCCUCUCAAAGCGAUGGAAACUCUGUGGACAUGAAAGCCUUGCCUUUAGUCAAAGAAAAUCAAAUUAUUUUUCUCGAAAAUCCGUUUUUCGAAUAAAAGACCGGAAAUGACGUCACAAUAAACACAUGUUUUUCUGGAAAAUGUUUUUCUCAUUUCUAAUCGUAUUUUUGGUGAAUCCGUCGCUCUAUUUGUCGGCCGAAUGUCCGCCAAUCUCGGAGACGACGGUCCGGGAGUUGUGUUCUCUUUCUCCGGACAAAGGCUUCGGUUCCGACGAUUUGUUCCGCUAUUACUUCAAUCCCGUGACUCAACUGUGUCUUCCGUUUUCGUUUUCGGGAAACGGAGGAAAUGCCAACCGAUUCCUCUCAGUCAAGAACUGUUACGACAUUUGCCAUCCGUUCGAUCCGGACGUCAAGAAACCACGUGUCGUUUCUGCAAUCAGAGCUUAUUUGAUCCCAAAUGACCGCAAAUGCAGUCCAAAGACUCG
Oppia nitens is the source of this 888-nucleotide messenger RNA. RefSeq lists its product as uncharacterized. The record is from RefSeq and is a predicted model, not a curated record. The coding region runs from base 63 to 500 and encodes 145 amino acids. The transcript has 2 exons. Lineage: Eukaryota; Metazoa; Arthropoda; Arachnida; Sarcoptiformes; Oppiidae.